Molecule: messenger RNA, 18758 nt
Organism: Podarcis lilfordi (Lilford's wall lizard)
Lineage: Eukaryota; Metazoa; Chordata; Lepidosauria; Squamata; Lacertidae
Source: the annotation of a GenBank genome assembly
AUGGUACCUUCCGUGGCGCUGCUCAGUCUCCUCGGAGCCGCAGCUCUGGCAGGUGAGUGAGGGCGCGGGGGGCCGCGCGGGUUGGGUCAGCACCACGGAGAGCGGCGCGGGGUCCGAUCAGCACUGUGGACAGCGGCGCGGCUCGGAUCAGCACCACGGAGAGCGGCGCGGGCGCGGCAGACCGCAGGGAACAGUGGAGGGGAAGGCGGGACAGGGAUGCGGAGCCCGCGGUGCUUUCCUAACCCUCUCCCACCUACGGCUGAGUCAAUGCACCAUAGCCAAGAACCGGGUGACAGGCACUUCGCCUGGGCACGGGAAAGCCCUCUCUUAGUCUGCCAAGGGAUCCAUCUCCUGUAUCUCGUCAGGCUUCCAUUCAUCCAUCCGCAUACCCACCCCAAUUCAGUUACGCACCUAAAAGAGAGGAACCGUGGCUUGAACGCAGAUAGGCUUGAACGCAGAUAGGGAGUAUUCAUUCAACAGCUUCCAGCUCCAGUUAUGCUCACUUCAGCGCCCUAGAGGGAGAGCCAGUCUGCACUAGCUUCUCUUCAAAGGCAACAGCAUCUCAUACGAUGGGAGACCAAGCCAAAAGAUGGGCUCCUUGCCCAUGUCAGAAGUGCAUUGGGUUUCAAGUGUGCAUAACCUGAAUCAGGGUCCCCAUGACAGCAAGAGGAGAAAAGAUCAUUAAAAGGGAAAGAUAUAUAAAAUAUACCUUCUCGGUGUGUGUUUUCUUCUCACACACCCAUGUGUGUAAGGGAAGGAGGAGGAAAGGAGUAAUAUAUACAUGCUCAGUAUUUGUGUGUAGUUACUGAGGGCAUGUACCAAAUCCACUGUAGGUGAACAAGCACUCCCACAUGCUGGUUGUUCAUUCAGUUUUUUGCCUGAAUGGAACCAGACAGCUCAAAUUAAGACUGUUAAAAUGCUGAAGACAUGUUUCUAGAAACGGGCAUUUUAUAGGUAUAAAACUGAAAGGUAAAGUGACAGCCAGCACUUUUCACACAUUUGCUAUUAGUCCAUUUUGUAAAAGUAUAUAUGCCACUUGACUGUAAAAAGACAAAGGAAAGAAACCUCGAAGCAGUUGCUUUGGUUUGCAUUUCAAUGUCUGGCAAGAUCAGAAAGCAAGGAUAAUUGAAAAUUCCAUAUCAAUUUUAUCGAUUUUAACAACAUACUGGAUGUUUUAAGAAAUCCUUGCUUUAAAACUUGCCUUAUUAACAUAAGUGCUGUUGGGGUGAACUUGACUUGCCAGUAAAAGAGAACAAUUUCAUUGUGGAAUGAGGCACCCACUGCUGAAGUUUUGUUGUUCUUUCCCUCCACUCUGGCAACUGGAUUGAGGGUGUGUGUUGCCUUUUCCUGAGAUGAGUCACUUACCUGCGAGUGCUUUCCAAGUCUUGGAGCUGUAGGAAGGGUAGGAAAAGCCCAUUAAUUCUCAAAACGUUUAUUUCUGACAAAAGCAAUGUGCUGUGUUAUAUGUGGGCAUGUUGGUCUGUAAUACUGCUCAUGAAGAAAAACCUGAACACUCAACCAGUGGUUUUAAGUGCCAUGGACCAGCUGAUGUAUACUAUUUUAAAAAGUGAUAGCUAUAUAUUAUUGAUUUCUAUAAAAUCAACUGCAAUACCGCACCACCUUGAUGGAUAAUUAAGGCUGCAAUCCUGGGUGGAUAAUUAAGGCUGCAAGUUGCACUGAGACAGUAUAGUGCCGUUGUUAGAGACUAGGAACUGGGAGACCAGGACCACCCAGCAAUUCCUUCCUUUUACAGCACAGAUGGGGAACCAUUUUCAGCUUUUCUGGGCAACCUUCUGAGGAUCACAUGCCUUUAGUGGGCCAAAGGCAAGAAAUGGAAGAGGAAUGAAUGUGAAUUUUACUUUUGUAGAGUAGUCUAGUUUCUACACGCACACUCCCACACCACUUCUACCCUCCUUCCAGGCAAGCAAGAAGCAUUAUCACUGUUCAAGGAAGCAUUCCAGAGAGGCAAAAGCAAGGUCAGUGUGGAGAGGCAGGUAGCCUGGGGAGAAUCUUGAGGUCCAGAUAGAGAGGGCUGCAUUUCAUCCUCAAGACCAAAGGAUCCCCAUCCCUGUUUUACUGUGAAACACAUUUUGAACGCAAAAUAUAUUAAACCAGUUGAAUUAUUCUUGGGGGUGGCAUACAUCCCAUCCAGUGUUCAGUGGUGGGUGAAACAAAACUCAUUGCCAUUUUGUGUAUUGUCAUCAAUGCAUGUAUUAAGCUCUUAAACCCCUUUGGCAGAAAGUUGUCUAAGACCUUAUUGCCCCAGCCAAUCUCAUGGACAGCUGCCCACAUUGUUGGAGAUUGUGCUCUCCAGCAGUGAUCCAUUUGGUGCAAUUCAGCCUGUACUGUAAUGCACAGGUGCUCCUUUUUGUGCAAUAUGGCUCUACAUCCAUCAUGUGGUAUAAUACCUUAUCCCAAAUGGAACUCCUGUAUCUAAUUGAAAUAUUCCUUUGAUGCUGUAACAUUGCAACAGACAACACAAACUAUAUUUAAUGUUGCUUGCUUAAUUUAGUCAGUAUUUAGUCAGUAUUCAUUCAGGGCAGGCAGGUAUUGCCUUUGUUUUGAAAUAAUAAUAAUACAAUGUGGCUUUAUUAUCUCAGUAACACUUUACCCAUUCCCGCUCCCCCCCUUUACUUGUUAAUCUGCUGCUCCUGUCCUCCUAGUGUCUUGAUAUAAAAAUCCAAAAUUCUAAGAGGGCCACAUGUUCACUGCCACUGUUUUCAAGAAAAGGGUCAGUUUUCCCAUUCCACCUUUUUUUGAGAUGUGAUUCUGUCUCAGGGGUAACUUCCCCACCCCAGUCAGCUCAUUCUAACAAAAUGAAUUUCAGCAGGGACAAAGGUAAGGUUUUGCACAUAGGCAGGAAGAACCAGCUGCACAAAUAUAAGAUAUGGAGCACCUGGAUUGCCAAUAGUACAUGUGAAAAGAAUGGUGGUUUUAGUAGACCACAAGCUUAACAUGAGUCAACAGUAUGAUGCAGCAGCAAAGAAGGCUAAUGCUGUUCUAGGCAGCAUCAACAGAAGUAUCAUGUCCUGGUCAAGAGAAGUCAUAGUCUCACUCUAUUCUGCCUUGGUCAGGCCACACUUGGGAGUACUGUGUCAAGUUUUGGGUGUCACAGUUUAAGAAGGAUAUUGACAAGCUGGAACAUGUGCAAAGGAGGGUGACCAAGAUGAUCAAGGGUCUGGAAACCAAGCCUUAUGUGCUGGUCCUGUGGGUUACCCGAGAGACAAGGUCCAAGUCCAGUCCGUGGUCAAAGGUGCAAUGUAGAGGCAGUCCAUAGUAGCUGAAGCUGGGUGCAGGGCAGGGAGUCGGGUGAAGUCAGGGACAGGCUUGCAAGCAGGGAGCCAGAGCGGGUUAGGAGCUCAGGCAGGAAAGCAGGACAGGGUUCAGGCAGGAACUAGCAACCAACAAUGUUGCUCCCACAACUUGGGACUAGGGCUGGCCGGCUUUUAUCUGCCCCGAGGCUUAGGGUGGCCCCAAUCCUCUGGUGACUCGCCUCUCCUGGCCUGGAGGCGAGCACACCUCCUGCGGGAACUUAGUUCCCUCUGCCUCUCUGCCCUGAGCCUCUGCAGCUCAGGAGAGGCUGGAGGGUUACCGGACCCAGAGGCAACCUCAGCUUCCUCUGACGGGGCUGAGAAUGGAGCACCUGCAGGCAAUGGGUCCUCCAUCACCUCAGGAGCCAGAGCAGACUCAGCUGAUGCCUGCACCUGGGGAACCAGCACAGGUGAGGACCCUUCAGGCUCAUGCCCAGCCCCGGCUCAGCUGGUUCUAAAGGCAGGGAAUCCUGUGCAGGCUGGGAUCCCUCAGGUUUAGCAUCCGAGUCCGAAUCCCAGGCCAUCACACCUUAUAAGGAACAGUUGAGGGAGCUGGGUGUGUUUAGCCUGGAUAAGAGGAGAUAUGAUAGCCAUCUUCAAAUAUCUAAAGGGCUGUCACGUGGAGGAUGGAGUAAGCUUGUUUUCUCCUGCUCCGGAUGAUAGGAUCUGAACAAAUGGCUUCAAGAUACAAGAGAGGAGAUUCAGACAACAUCAGGAAUAACUCUGACAGUAAGAGCUGUUUGACAAAGGAGCGGUCUCCCUCGGAUGGUUGUGGACUCUCCUUCCUUGGAGGUUUUUAAACAGAGAUUGGAUAGCCAUCUGUCAUUGAUGCUUUAGCUGAGAUUCCUGCAUCACUGUGGGUUGGACUAGAUGACCCCCCCAGGGUCCCUUCCAACUGUAUGAUUCUAUGAUUCUUCACGUUGACAAAUUAUUGUUAUAUGCAAAAGUAUGAAGCAUGCAUGUCAAAGGCACAAAUCCUUUUGCUUAAACAAGUUGCGAUGUGGGGGGGAGGGUGCCCGUUUUUCUGAACAUAUGAAGCUGCCAUACAGAUUCCGACCACUGAUGCAUCUAGCCAAGUUUUUACUCUGACUGGCUCUCCAGUAUAUCAGACUGAGUGUCCACCCAGAUCACCAUUUUGUUUUCAAAAUGGGGAGUUCACACAAUGGUGAUGACUCUCUCUUCCCCACUUCUGAACAUGUGGCUCACAUAGGAAUACUGCCUCUGAAGACUGAUUUAGCUCUCAUGUUUAAUAGUCAUUGGCAGACCUCAAUUCUUAGCUCUUUUAUAAAGCCUUCAAAUUUGGUGUCAGUGACUGCAUCUUCUGGUACAUCAUCCCACAAAGCUGUUGUGUGAUCUGUGAUUAAGGCAGCUAUCCUAAUCAUGUCUACUGAGAAGUAAGUCUCAUUGAGUUUAAUGGGACUUGCUCUCAUAUAUGUGGGGUUAGGAUUACAGGCUAAACACUUAGCCUAUCCUAAACCCAUGGCCUAGUCACUAUGGUUAUAUUCAGUGGUUUUUUUCUAAAAAAAAAAUGUUUAGGGGUACUCUCAUUUUCCUACUCAUAUUGAAAUACUGCCCCUCAAUGAGGCCAAACUUAGAUUCACAAAAUGUUUAGGGGUAUGCGUCCCCCUGCGUUCCCCUAGGGAAAAAAGCACUGGUUAUAUUCUACCUCAAGGGAACAAGAGGGGGAGAAUGCUAUUGCUCUCCUGUCCUUCCAGUGUUCCCAGAGGCACCAGCUUGGCCACAAUGGAAAACAGGAUGUCAGGCUUUAUAGGCCUUUAGUACAACCCAGCAGGGCUCUUUCUAAGUUUUUACAGUCAAUUAAUCUCACGGGGAAUCCCGAAUUGUAAAAUGUUGAUAGAAGAGUGAGUGGAAGAAUUGCUAUCUAUUUGCUGCCUCUAGACCGCACAUUAUGAUUAAAAAGCUAUUAUCCUUUUCCCUGCCUCAAGUCAGCUGCUUUCCCACCCUAAACUAAAAAGUCCUGAACAAUUUUGCUUUUCAAAAGGUCCCCCACCCCUUGGUUGUUUUAGUUACCUUUUUCUGCAGGCAGGUGGUCCUCUGUGGUCCUCUGCCAGCUGGCUGAUGGCUGCUUUUGACGUUUAAAUUUAUGCUAGGCAGAACUGGCGGUGCUGCAACUGGCUUCAUUACAUUCUCUGUCUCCUUAGGCUAGGGAAUAGGGAACAUUUUUUUCAGUCUGAGGGCCGCAUUCAUUUCUGAGUAACCUUCCAGGGGCCAUGUGACAGCAGUGGCUGGGGCCAGAGGCAAAAGUAGCCAGAGCAAUGAAUGAAACUUUUGCUGUAAUAUACAGUUACUGAUUCACACUUGCAGUUAUGAAAGAGUUAACCUGAGCCCAGAGCUCAGGUUGCAGGUGGGUGUGGCUUAGCAAGCACUUAGCAGCCACUACUCCCCUCCCUUUCUCAGUCUUUGUCUUCAUGCUUCCUGGAACAAGUGAAGAAGGAACCCUGUGCAGGGAAAGUGCCCACACCAUCCUAAAUCCAGAGCUGAUCCAGCAAUAUCUGGACAUAUUCCUUUUCCCCGGUGUAUACUCAAGGGAUUAGCUGAAGUAUACAGUUAAUUAUAGCUGAAAGGGUGCAUGCUGGUGCAGAGCUGUGCAUGUUUUGGUUCAGACCAUGAGUUCUUAGAUUCAAAAACCCAGAAAAAGUCUCCCUGUGUCUCCUUUCGGCUGCUGCUAGAUGUAAUAAUUUAAGGUAUGCAAAAAUCUAUCAAAGAGUAGUUGCAUCUGUCAUUAGUAUAAUGUGGUGAUGGAUGUCGGACAUCUUGGCGGUUAAACUAAUUAUCCUCAAUGAAAAAUGCUGCAGAAAUUGUAUGCGGGCUUAAGUGCUAAAGGGUUAUUUCAUUGUUUUAUUCAGUGAACUUCCAUUCUGCUCUGGCGUAGCUGCUACUACCUUCAUUAGGUAUUGAAGAUCAUAUAUCCCCAUCACAGCAUUAUUGUUUAAUAAGCACACUUGGUUUUGAGGAGGUUGGAACUUUGGAAUUAUGCAAACAGGCAGUAAAUUCACUUUUCAUUUCCUGAAUGAAAGUGCGUUUGGGCCCUGGUGGCACCAAAGCUCAAUCUUGGCUAGCUCACUUUGAAUUAUGGCAUCUAAUAUGUUGAGCCUCUUCUGCACCGAUGGGUGGCUGUUGCUGUUUUUGCAGUAGUGUAGUGUUGGAUGGAUUGCUGCACACUCGAGUUAUUCAUUCAUUAUUAAAAACUGCUUCAGCAAAAACAGUUUGCUUCCAAUGGUGCAGCAACAGGGCCCUGCACUCUUCUGGAUUUGGACUGGCUGCGCCGCAGAAUAAGUCAGGCACAGUCAUGGAAGUGAGCGGGGUCAGGGAAUAUUGUGAGUCAGAUGAUGGGGCAUUUUCACAGAGACAGAAAACGUGAUCUAGCUGACUCAUGGGGGCAGGGAAAUGCCUAUUCCCAUUGCCAGCACACGACUCGCUCUCGUGAAUAUAUUCGUUUUAUUACUGCCAUAACUCACGCACCAAGCAAGCAUUUAAAAAAUGAUAUCGCUGCUUAACGUUUAUGCCUCCGUAACUUUUUAUUAUCAUUUGAAUCUAGGGAAUGUAAAAAACAAAACAAAAAUCCAAUCACUUUGAGCAAGCAAUAUCCAAGAGCUAAACAAGUAAUAGCUUUUAACGAUGAUGAAAGAUCAUGGGAUUAAAUUCAUAUUUCACAUUGGAUAUAAAUCUGUCCAGAAAGGGGCUUGGGAAGAGGCUGUAAACCAUUUUCCCACCCAUGUACAGCAACAGAACUUUACAAGGGGGCGUGGGAAUCAAAAUACCUAGAGAAUGAAACAGAAUGAGUAGCAAGCAUAGGAAACCAGUAUGUGGAAGGAUUUCAUUCAUUUGAAGUUUGUCUGGGCUUCUUUGCAGAUUCCUCUUCAAAAGCACUCAGAAGCAGCAGGCACAACAGAGGUCUGCUGUUCUAAAUCUGCAAAGAACUUGCAGACUGUAAAGCAGGGAUAACCAGUAUGGUUCACCACCCUGCUGUCUAGCAUCCUAGUAAAGAGGUGUCUCCUCUUCUCACUGACUUUCAUCAAGGAUCAAGAAUGAAAUGGGGACUGGGAAUCUGAAUGAAGCGUUAAACCAGGGAAGUACUGCAAGCAACAAGACCCUGCAGCAUUCCUGUUAUGUGCUCCAGUGGUUGACAUUAUAUAAACUAUUCAGGGUACCAGGAAAGACUGGAAAAUCGUGUUCUUAGUGAAGAAGGAAGGCUGUAAUAUGCAAAGCACAUAGUUAGGAUUCCAGGAGUCAAGCAUCACACAAUAUACCAUUUUAAUUCUGGUGCAAAGGUUGGAAUAAUAAUAAUAAUAAUAAUAAUAAUAAUAAUAAUAAUAAUAAUUUAUUUAUACCCUGCCUAUCUGGCUGAGUUUCCCCAGCCACUCUGGGCGGCUUCCAGAAUCUGCGAGUAAAACAAAGACAAUGGGUUAUGGUGCUGGAGGAGACUCUUGAGAGUCCCAUGGACUGCAAGAAGAUCAAACCUAUCCAUUCUUAAGAAAAUCAGCCCUGAGUGCUCACUGGAAGGACAGAUCCUGAAGCUGAGGCUCCAAUACUUUGGCCACCUCAUGAGAUGAGAAGACUCCCUGGAAAAGACCCUGAUGUUGGGGAAAAUUGAGGGCACAAGGAGAAGGGGACGACAGAGGAUGAGAUGGUUGGACAGUGUUCUCGAAGCUACCAGCAUGAGUUUGACCCAACUGCGGGAGGCAGUGGAAGACAGGAGUGCCUGGCGUGCUCUGGUCCAUGGGGUCACAAAGAGUCGGACACGACUAAACGAGUAAACAAUAAAUUUUGGGGCUCAUGCAGACUUGCCCUGCCCCCACUACUUUCCCUUGGAAAAACCCAAUCUUAAAACGCUGAAUCCGAGCAAACACCAAUUGGGGUUUCUCCAGAUUGAAGUUUGCUCCAAUUUAUUGGUAAAGAGUGGGUUUUCCAGGGGAAAGAGGUGGGGCAAGGGCAAAACUGCUUGAAGCCAUGCCUAGGAAGCAUGGGACAAGCAGAAAACUGCCUAAACCCAUGCUUUCUAGGUGCAGGACAACUGCAAGUGUAGGAUCCACUGAAAUCAAUGGGUCAAGUUACUCAUGCCUUAAAUCCCAUUGAUUUCAAUGGGAACUAAGUGCAACCAAUUUAGUCUGUUCUGCUUAUGGGUGCCAUUAUUUAGAAGGUUUGGCAACCGCUUUCUAAGGGAAGACAUAUUUGCUAGUCUGGAGACAAACGUCUUGGAAUGCAGCAAUUGUCUGUUGAAACCAAACCAAUUUUUGCUGCAGUUUAUAAUGUUGGCUUGUUUUCACCUGUUACAAUCUGCCAUUGGGGUUCCCAUGUUUCUGACAUUGGAAAUGUUUUUAUUCAAAGGUGUUCAUUCAGCACCGGUGGAAAAAGAUGAUCAUGUUGAGGAAAUGGUGAGUAGGAAAACUCUUUAUUACGCUAAAAUAUAAGUGAAUUAAAUUGCCUAUCACGGAUAAUUAAAGCUCCUUGCAUGCAGUAAGAAAUGCUCUUUACUAAACAAGGCUGGGGUGAAGAAUCUCUUUCUGUUUCCUUUGAGAGGAAUCCGAGACUCAUAUGUUGACAUAUGUCUGGUAGCACCUCAUCUAUAUUGCCUUCUGCUCCGAUCCAACUCCAGAGGCCUAUUUCAGAUAGAUGUCUUUCCACUUUAAGAACCUAAGAGUAUUAAACACUAGGUGGAGGAGUGGGUAAGAAUGUGUCACGCAAAUGUUGUCUUCUAUCCCGAAAAUGCCUCUGGCCCACAAUAAUGUCUGGCAGUGUUCCAUCUGGAAUGAGGGAAAAGCUUUGGCUUAAUCGUUCUUUAAUGCUAUGCCAAGCAGAUCAUCCAAUUACAUCUGAUUCGGGGGGGGUGGGGUGCAUUGUAUGGUACAUUGCCUGAGCACACUUACUUUUGAGUAUGCCUAUUGGAGCUCAGUGAGAUUUUACUUUGAGUAAAUAUUCAUAGAAGUGCAUGGGUCAACAAUUCCCUCUGCGUUAGAAGACAAAAGAUUAAUGGCAUUAAAUACCACUUCAAAUGACUGUUUGCUUUCAAAUUAGUGCAAUGGGCUGUGCACAGAGUACAUCAAUCUUGUACCCACUACGUUCAAAGGAAACAUCCAUUCUCACUCUGGAAUAUUUGGAUCUCCUCUUCCUUUAUGGUGACAAAUGAAUACGCUUGUUGUUGAGUUGGGUGUUUGUGUAUAGAGCAUUCUCUCUCAAAAAAACCCCAACAACCCUGGAAAUUAGGCUUCUGCUGUGCUUUAUUUUUUUGACUGAUGUGUAUUAAUUCACUUUUGUAUUUUUUAAAAACAAACACUUGUGUUCUGAUCCUAUUCUGACUCUCUUGAAGGUCUCAGUUGGAGUAGAGUAUUUUAUAAAAACAAAUAAAGAAACAUUGACCUUCCUUUCCUGUUUUUACUCUAGGUGACACGGUGCAUUGUAGAAGUCCUUUUGAACGGUUUGUCGAAAGCUAAUGUUCCACCUAUCAAUCCACUGUGCAAAGAGCUUCUGAAGAAAAGUAAGUGCUCAGGGCCUAAGGGAAUCCGACCUAGCUCAUCUUGCUCCGUUUUUACACUAAGAAAAUAAUAUGGUAGAUGAUGCAAUUUCACAAGCAAAGCUGUCAUGACUGUCCAAGAACCCAUUCAUAUCAAAGUGGCCCUUAAUCAAAUGUGGCAAACUUGCUGUGUAUAUGGGAAACUCAAGGAGGAUUAUGCUUUUGGAAGAUUUAAGACAGGAGACAGCAAACUAAGGUCCAUGGGCUGGAUCAGGCCCAACUGCCCUCUGGAUCCGGCCUGCAAAUAGUUCUACAAUCACCGCUUGGAUCAGCGUGAUCGCCAUUUUUUUUCUUUUUUUUCCGGGCGCUUUUUUGCAAUUUCCCCUCUCCCUCCCUCACCGUGGCGGUGCCUCCUCCCUCCCUCUUACUGGCUUCUUCCCAUCCUGCAGAGGAAGGGGACUGGGCUUUGAUAGGAAGCCUCGCCACCCGCCGCCCACCUCUCCCCAUGGCUGCGCUGUGGGCUGGGGCUUGGCGUGCCUGCUGGCCCCAUGCCACCCGCCCAGGAAAGCUGGCCCGAAAAGGAGAGGCGCUGCCACUGCUGCCAGCUCCCAACUGCAGGCAGAGCGGUGGAGGAGGUAGGCAGGGGGAGGGAAGGGGCUGGGGAAGAGAGGGGGAGAGAGAGAAGCCCUCUCUGCGACACACGCAGUCUGGCCUGCCAAUAGGUCUGGGGGACGGUGAACCGGCCCCCUCCAAAAAAAGUUUGCUGACCGCUGAUUUAAGAGCUUUAACCAUCUUACCACACACAUCAGUGUAGUGAGAUUAUGGUCAACAGGUUGAUUCGAUUCCCGUCUUUGCAGUGUAUAAAUGUUGGCAGGUGUGUGUCUUGAGAGACAAUGGAGUGCUGCUAUGGGGGUGAAGUUAAACCAGUUGAGAAUCACAGCGCCUGCUGCGGCUGCAGAAACCAGUAGCUCGUAACUGCUGCCACCCACUUUUGAUAAAGUUGAUAAGUUGCCCCCCACUUUUGGCUCCACUGAUGUGGUCCAGAGGAAAGCAGAGCAAUACAUUUGGUACAGUGGUACCUCGGGUUAAGAACUUAAUUCGUUCUGGAGGUCCGUUCUUAACCUGAAACUGUUCUUAACCUGAGGUACCACUUUAGCCAAUGGGGCCUCCUGCUGCUGCUGCACGAUUUCUUUUCUCAUACUGAAGCAAAGUUCUUAACCCGAGAUGCUAUUUCUGGGUUAGCAGAGUCUGUAACCUGAAGCAUCUGUAACCUGAAGUGUCUGUAACCCGAGGUACCACUGUACUAGCAUGGCUGCAAGAGUUGCCAGAAAGAGGCAUACAAGGUGCGAUCUAACCACCUUAAGGACUCCGCUCUUGAUUUGUUUAGGGUUUAUACCUUAGCCCAGGGGUCAGCAAACUUUUUCAGCAGGGGGCUGGUCCACUGUCCCUCAGACCUUGUGGGGAGCCAGACUAUUUUUUUGGGGGGGGGAAUGAACCAAUCCUAUGCCCCACAAAUAACCCAGAGAUGCAUUUUAAAUAAAAGCACACAUUCUACUAAUGUAAAAACAUGCUGAUUCCCGGACUGUCCGCGGGCUGGAUUUAGAAGGCGAUUGGGCCGGAUCCGGCCCACAGGCCUUAGUUUGCCUAUCCCUGCCUUAGCCUUUUCUUCUCCUGAAGAUGUCACACAAGGCAGCAGGUAAGCAAUACAUAAGUAUGACUUUAUGUAUUACAUAUUUAUUCCACCUAUCUUCCAAGUAGCUCAAGGCAGUAUUCUUCCUUUCCAUUUUUGUUCUCACAACAACCUUAUGAGGUGUGUGAGGCUGACUCAAGGCCCUGCAUAGAAAGCUUACAAACCAGAGAAAAAGCAUCUACUCCCAGUUUCCUCCUGAAUGGCAAGCAUUUCAUGUGUUUGUUUGUUUGUUUUUAUUUUUGUUUUGGCAUCGACAUGUUCUCUGAGACGCAACUGACCAUGUGUAUCAGCCUGUGAGAGUAGCCUAUAUGUUUCAGAUUAAAUAUUUGAAUCGGUCCACUGUAAAUACAGAAUCAGUAACUGACUGUUGUUCUGGAUUUAUUAAUUUAUGGGCUGCAGGAACGGGAUCCUAGAUAGGUCAUCAGAAGUGCCCCUGUACCUAAGACACCCCAAGCUUGCAAAUGUACACCUGUGGUUAAUUUUGAGAGGCCCAUCAGUGGCCUGACAAAUGAGUCAGAGGGCAAAAGCAAAAGUGAGCGAAGAACUAGAGUAGAACAGAACUAAGACUCUUUUCAGUGCAUCUGUGGCCAUAACAUUUCAUGUUUUGUUUUCAAUAGCCUUUUCCAUGAGGAGGAUUAUUUAAGUCACAGAUGGGGAAUAUUGAGGAGAGGCAAUGGAUAACCAGAUGAGAGGGGAAGUGGCUGGCUGAUGGGAGAAAUGAACAGGAGCAUUCCACAAGGCAACAUUUUAUUGGUGGUCCUACUUGUUCCCUUGUAAUUAUAUUAUAAUUACUGAAACAGUGGGCAGUGAAAAGUCUCCCACAUUAAGGCUGCAUGCACACUGAACAUUUAAAGCAAAUGACUUCCCCCAAAGAAUCUCUGUUAAGGGUGCUGGGAAUUAUAGCUCUGUGAGGGGGUAAACUACAGUUCCCAAGAUUAUGCCGGGGGUGUCACAUGCUUUAAAUGUGUAGUAUAUAUUCAACCAGGGACGCGGGUGGCGCUGUGGGUUAAACAACAGAGCCUAGGACUUGCUGAUCAGAAGUUCAGCGGUUCGAAUCCCCGCAAUGGGGUGAGCUCCCGUUGCUCAGUCCCUGCUCCUGCCAACCUAGCAGUUCGAAAGCACGUCAAAGUGCAAGUAGAUAAAUAGGUACCGCUCCAGCGGGAAGGUAAAUGGCGUUUCCGUGCACUGCUCUGGUUCGCCAGAAGCGGCUUAGUCAUGCUGGCCACAUGACCCGGAAGCUGUACGCUGGCUCCCUCGGCCAAUAAAGCGAGAUGAGCGCCGCAACCCCAGAGUCGGCCAUGACUGGACCUAAUGGUCAGGGGCCCCUUUACCUUUAUAUAUUCAACCUAGGCCUGUCACUAAAAUAGUGUGAACUCUUGUGCAUCAAUGAUGCCGUUUUGGCAACAUGAGCAAUAGCAUUCCAACUUGAAUUGGGAGAAUCACUGAUGCUCUUUUUUUUUCUGGUCCUCAGUCUCCCAGAUGAGCUGUAAGAAGUGAACAGGAAUGGGAGGCAGUCAGGGAUGGAAAACAGGGCAGGCAGAGGGUGCAAACAUGAUGGCAUCCUCCUAAAGAAUCCACAACUUGUUUUGUUUUGUUUUUAGCCAAUCGACAAAAGCAAGAAGACGAAGAUAUAGGCAAAGAUGCAGAACUUGAGCUGAGGCAUUUAUCAGAAUCAGAGGAGUUAGAGAAGCCACCAGAAGGAACUGUGAGAGGAGGAGAAGAACCGAAUGAAGAAGAAUUGAAAAGACAGGCAGAAGGAAGUGAGAAGUGGCAAUCUGAGGACAAAAUCCACAGGGGAAAUGUCAACCCACAAGUCAUCUCCCAAGAGAGUCCUUAUUCUUUUGAUGAAGCCCACAAGGAAGAAAAAAAAGAUGACGCCGAGAAGAGAACUGAGGAAGAAGGUAGCUUUAAAAGAAAUCACCAGAGUGAAGAAGAAAGCAAUGAGAAGAAACACAGUGAGGAGCUGGAGUCUGAGCUUCUAGACAAAAAGUCUCCUCCUACAGCAGGAAGGGUGGUUGAAGGUGACCUCAAACGUUCUGGAGGCCAAAGGUACUUGGAGGAAAACACACAUAGUCUAGAAGAGGGGAAUCCAGAAAGCAAGGAAGAGGAAGAUGCUGAGGAGGAAGAAGAUGAGGAGAGCAGCGAAAAAUAUCACCACAGCUUUCAUCGAGAAUAUGAAGACUCUUAUGAGAGGAGAGAACCUGAUGCAGAGAAGCGAGGGCGCAGACCAAGACAUUAUCAUAGGAAACCGAGGCUGGGCAACUCCUCUGAAUACAAGAGACAUCAUAAUGGUGAGAAGAGGGACUCGCCCGAAGAGUCUAGCGAGGAAGAAAGCGAAUUCUGGGAUAAAAGGAGCCACUACCCCAGACAUUAUUAUGAGGUAGGGCACCAUUUUGAGGAGAAGAGAAACUCCGACGAGGUGCAUGGCUCUGAGGAGAUGGAGGGAAAGAACAGGGGCAGGUGGCAUCACAGCAGGGAGGAGAAUGAAGGGGGAGACAUGAGGCAGCACAGCAGGGAAAAUGAAGAGAAACAGCACCACUACGAGAGAAGACUCCAUGAUGAACCACAAAAGGAGUUGAGGCGCCACUAUGAGGAAAGGACUCUUCACGGCAAGGCGAGUGAGGAAGAUAUAGGCAAGCAACAUAGCUACGGCAUCCGGGAUGAGAAAAGGCGCCAACACGACAAAGAACGGCAGCGCUUGGAGUGGGAGGAGCUGUCAAAACCACAAAAUCUAGAAAAGGGAGAUGAAGAGCAGAGGUUCUAUGGUCCAGAAGAAAGGCGCAACCCCAGUGUUGGUGAGGAAGAGCCAGAGAAGAGGCGCCACAGCGAGGGUGGGAGGCAUGAGGGCAACAAGAGGGCCCUUCUGAUGGAGGAAGGCUAUCCAAGAAGCCACUACCUUGUGGAAGCUGUGAAAAGAGCUGCGCCUCCACACAUCCCUUACUACCAGCAGCUCAGGUGGAAGGGAAGACACGUUGAAAAGAAGGGAGGCAUCGCCGAUCCGUUUCUGGAGAGCGAAGAAGAAGAAGAGGAGGAGCCCAGGUCCCACCCCAACGAGAGAGCCUUCUUUCCCGAAUAUAAUGAUUAUGACUCGCCAUGGGAGAAGCAGCAGCUGAUGGAUGGUGUGAGCCGCAAGCAUAACAACAACGACCCCAGAUUUGAGGUGAAAAGGCAAUACAACCGGAUGGACGAACUUGCCCAUCUUCUGAGCAACCGGAAGAAAUCUGUAGAGUUCUCAGAGCUAUACAGCUCCAAGGAAGACGUGAAAAGGGGGCACGCCGUGAGAAGCAGCAAGGGCAAACUGAGUCAGCGGCCUCUCACUCUGGAAGAGGUAUUCCUUUACGAUUUUGUAUGAAAUGCUCAUUUUGGUUUGGAGGGGGGGGAGAGAGUCAAAGUUUAAUUUCAGCAACAUGACUAGGGCAAAAGCUUAUAUCUGCCGUCAUUUCCAAAGCCUUAUAGUGGUGGCCUGAUAGCGGGACCAGCAGGUCCUAUCCAGGGGUUGUGCCCCACAUUCGACAAAAGAUUCCUGCAUUUCACUUAGAGGACUCUUGUGUUCCCCUCCAACUCUAUGAUUCUGUGAUUCCCUAAUCUAAAUUACCUCUACGUUUCACAGUAGAUGUUUUCACUACAGAGCCAGGCAAAUUUUAUUAUGCACAUUUGUUUUGAAACUGCUGAUUUUAGUUAUGUUUUGAUAAAUUUUAUGGUGACUUGUUUUCAGAGUUUGAUUUUAUCAGCAUUUUUUAAUGAGUAUUUAAUAUUAUGUCAGCAACUCCUGCCAACCUAGCAGUUCGAAAGCACGUCAAAGUGCAAGUAGAUAAAUAGGUACCGCUCCGGCGGGAAGGUAAACGGCGUUUCCGUGCACUGCUCUGGUUCGCCAGAAGCCACAUGACCCGGAAGCUGUACGCUGGCUCUCUCGGCCAAUAAAGCGAGAUGAGCGCCACAACCCCAGUUGUUCGCGACUGGACCUAAUGGUCAGGGGUCCCUUUACCUUUACCUUUAAGCAGCUUACAGGUUUUUGUGGAUUAAGUGAUAUAUAUAUAUAUAUAUAUAUAUAUAUAUAUAUAUAUACACACACACACACACACAGUUAAUACUUGUUUCCCAUAACCUUACAAUGCAGUCCUAUAUAUUUUGACUACAAACUAAGUCCCAUUUGGAGUGGAACUUACUCCCAGGUAAGUGGACAUAGGAUUGCAACCUCAAUUAUAGUUUUUCCUUAGUUGCCCUCGGGAACUUCUCCUAAGGUGCUUACUGUAUCCUUCUGUGCUGUAAUUGGCUUUAUUGUAAUCUGAAUCUAUGCCAAUUUAUUGCGGGUGUUUGGGUAGGGUGCAUAUUUUGGGUUCCUGCCAGCUACAUGAUCUCAGGAUUCACUCAGCAGUAAUGAAGAUUUAUAUGUAGUGCAUGAUAUCUGAUCCCUUUUCCCCUGAGAGCAACCCGAUAUUUAAACAGAAGCACAUUUCUUAAUAAACUCUAGAUUUUCGGAGAACCGUUAAUUCAGAACUGAGAAUCUCCUUUUAGUAUAUGGGACAGAAUACUUUGCGCUUUGCGAUGUUUGCCCUUGCAGAACUGACCACAGAGCCUUCUGCAAGGCUGCAAAUAUUUUGCAUGAGUGGCACAUUCCAACUCUCAGUACUACAUGAUACAGUACAGUAUGCUUUUCUGAAAUUACCGACCGAGGGACUGUAAGGGCACUGAGAGAGUCACAGGACUAAAAUUGCUAUCCUGAGAAAACCCACAAGCUAAAUUACCUGACCUAAUUGGUGGGAAGGUGCCAGGCAUUCCUGAAAUGGAAUAUGUUGUUGCAGCUUUGAAAUGAGCAUGGUCAGUUGCAGAUUAACUCUGAUGAUUGGACAAAACAAAUAAAAACCAAUUCCCUGGUACCCCAAUGUAGUCCUUAGGUUUAAUGUAGCUCCACAUCAGUGCGGAGGACAAACUUGCAAAACAUGAACUUGCAUGAACAUUGUGAUGCCCAAUAUUGCGUUCCUAUGUUGGUGUUCAUGGGAAGAAGUUGGCUUUGAUGUCUAGGAGAAACCAGUGUGCCCACAGGAAAGUGAGUGAGAGACAGCUGGACUGGAGAUCCAAAGAGAUUCCAGAAAAGGUCUGGGAUCUAGCUGGUCACCAGUAACACCUCCACAAAUGAGAGAACCCCAUGAAGGGUGUCCUCUGCCACCAUUAAUCCACAUAAGAUGAAAUAUGGAAAGAGUUGUUCCUUCAGGAACCCUCGAUCCAGGCAAUUUGAGGCUUUAAAGAUCAGAAUCAUCACUUGAAGAUAUUACAAUAUUAUUAUUAUUAUUACUACUACUACUACUACUUCAAGGAGCUGCUAAGAACUGCAUUCUUUAUUCGGCAAUAAUAAUAAUAUUUAUACCCCACCCAUCUGGCUGUGUUUCCCCAGCCACUCUGGGUGGCUUCCAACAAAAGAUUAAAAAUACAUUAAAACAUGUCAUUAAAAACUUCCCCUAAACAGGGCUGCCUUCAGAUGUCUUCUAAACGUCAGAUACGGUAGUUAUUUAUUUCUUUGACAUCUGGUUGGAGGGCGUUCCACAGGGCGGGUGCCACCACCGAGAAGGCCCUCUGCCUGGUUCCCUGUAACUUCGCUUCUCGCAAUGAGGGAACCGCCAGAAGACCCUCAGAGCUGGACCUCAGUGUUCGGGUUGAACAAUGGGGGUGGGGGAGACACUCCUUCAGGCAAAGUUGGGUCCAGGAGGACUCAGGUUGCAGGCCUACUCUUUCAGGGGGAUCACAACUCAAUCCAGAACAGGCCAAACACCACCUCCUAGGUCAGAGAAAGGAAACCCCCACAGCCAUUGGAUGGAUAGAGUCCAAUUCCUGAAUGGAAUUCAACAUCUGGCGGGUCAUACCUUUCCCAUCCCUAAACCACUGAGCCACUUGGGCUUGCCAAUUGGGAGGUUGGCAGUUCGAAUCCAUGCAACGGGGGUGAUCUCUCAUUGCUCUGUCCCAGCUUCUACCAACCUAGCAGUUUGAAAGCAUACCAGUGCAAGUAGAUAAAUAGGUAUACCUGUGGCGGGAAGGUAAACGGUGUUUUUGUGCGCUCUGGCUUCAGUCAUGGUGUUCUGUUGCACCAGAAGCGGUUUAGUCCUGCUGGCCACAUGACCCGGAAAGCUGUCUGUGGACAAACAACGGCUCUCUCGGCCUGAAAAGCGAGAUGAGCACCGCAACCCCAUAGUCACCUUUGGACUUAACUGUACAGAGUUCCUUUACCCUGACCCUUACCUAUAUCAACUGGACCCUACCAUUAAUAUCUCUGUUUUCUCUGGGCUGAGUUUGUUUGCUACUCUCCCUCCAACCCAUAACCACCUUCAGCUGUAUGUAGAGAAGCACAGUCCUCCUUCUGCCAUGCCAUGAGGAUCCGAAAAGCUGAGAUACAGUUGGGUGUCAGCAGUAUGCUGAUGACACCCAACUCUGCACAGCCUCUCCCGGUGGCUCCAUGCAGCUGUUAAAUAGCAGAGGCUGGAUCCUACCAGUACCCUAUGGGAAAACUCCUAUGGGGCAGCAUAGCUGUCCCCAAUCACCACCUUCUCUUCAGCUUCCCUGAGAGCUAAUAAUAAUAAUAAUAAUAAUAAUAAUAAUAAAUAUUUUUUAUUUAUACCCCGCCCUUCCCGGUUCAAAAACCAGGCUCAGGGCGGCUAACAGCAAAUUCAAAACACUUUAAAACAAUUAUAAAAGCAGCAUAAAAUACGGUAUACAAAAUUCAAUUAGAUAAUCCCCAGGGCUAGCUGGCUGAAUUGGUCCUACUUGGGCCAGCAAGGGGGCCAGGGGAGAAUUAGCUGUGGGGUCUUAGAGUGGGUGAUCUUCAUAAAAGGGGAGGGGGAGCGAAGAGAAGGGAAAUAAAAGAUCAGUCUGAAUUCAAAUUACAGGCCAGGCGGAAUAGCUCUGUAGGAACAGAACCACUUCAGGCAGUGCAAUCAGGCUCUUUCUGCUACAAGAAAGGGUGGUAUUGAAGGCUGCCGAGAGAUCCUGGAAAAAAUAGUGGUGUCACACCGCGAGUAAAUGAAUAUGUGCAAACGAGCCAUGGCCAGGUAUAGUUUUCUUCCACCUUGAGGGGUGACAACACACCUUUGAGGCGAUGAUUGCUAAAGAACAAAGGAAUAUUUGUACCAUGAUCCAGUGUUCCUAAUACAGAGUAAUCUAAACCUGUGGUAUCUUGGCCUACAAGGAUUUGCAUUCUUUCCAUUCUUCACAGGAAAAGGAACUGGAAAAUCUGGCUGCUAUGGAUUUGGAGUUGCAGAAGAUAGCAGAGAAGUUCAACAGUAACAGGAGAGGAUGA